AUGAGGGGCUGGGCUGCCGCACCACGACUGCGCGCGCGCGAGCGCGCGCACACGAGCGCAGGCAAGCGCGCUUGUGGGACUGGACUUUUCAGACAAAGGAGGUACAUGUGUCCGGACUCCGGCGGUCCGCUGCCGCACCGCCUGGCGGACUACCGGAAUGGAACGCUUCGUUUAAGGGACCGCCGGAGUACCACGUGGGUAGACGCCCUCUUUAAGGGCUUACCACUUCGAAUACUAUACGACAAGAAGCUUGAAGCCCAUCGAAGUGGCCGUCAUCAACAAGAGAACAACCGGGACGAACAAGACAGAUUGCUCUCUGUACUUGAGAUGAUUGAAGAGGAGGAACGCAACCGACGAACUUCGCAUCGAACAGAUCGCAAAGAAAAACGCUGCACCUCCAGCACAGCGGUCAGGACCUCUCCAGAUCCAAAGCACGGCCCAAGCAAGAAAGUGCGACUUUCGGCGCUCGCUCUUAAUCCUAGCAGGAAAGAUGGACAACGGCGCGCUCGGUGGGCGCCCGUUAAAGCCGCGGGCCAUGCGUCGACGAAAAAAAUCGGUGCACACGUGGCAGCCCGUUUGACCACGGCCCGGUUGGUUGCUUGAGCGCGGCUCGGUGUCACGAAGACCGAUUGAGGCGGCGGAACGGCCGACAGGCAGGGCUGGCCACAGUCUACAGAGAGCACGUGGCGCCAAUUGGGGGGCCGAAGUGAGCGGAGGCCAGGGCGGCGAGACUAUUUAUUUCCUCGGGGUCACGGUGGCGCUGGGUGGGGGCAAGGUGUAGGUUUGGAACAGCGGUGACCAAUUUCAAGGAUGUCCGCUCUUGAGCGGUUUGGAAAGAGUGUUCCGCUGAGUACGGGCCGGAAGUUUUAGGGCCGCUCGGCACGGUUUGCUAAGAGGACACGUAAGAGCGGGUGCCGGCAUCGCCAUAAACUUCCACUUCGGCGAUGCCAUACGGUAAUUUAAGUACCUAGGAGAACGUAGAGAAGAAUAUGAAAGAUUGACGGUACAGACAUCCGCACAGUUGCACGAUUUUUCCAAGGUUACAGUAUGCCCAGCUUUCCGAUGAGUCUCUACAUUUCCAUCAAUAAAGUCGUGGCCGGUUCCGCAGGCUAA
Molecule: messenger RNA, 1113 nt
Organism: Klebsormidium nitens
Lineage: Eukaryota; Viridiplantae; Streptophyta; Klebsormidiophyceae; Klebsormidiales; Klebsormidiaceae
Source: the annotation of a GenBank genome assembly